Messenger RNA from Pecten maximus, 2010 nucleotides. Its product is annotated as cholesterol 24-hydroxylase-like. The transcript is spliced from 13 exons. Gene Ontology annotation, molecular function: heme binding; cholesterol 24-hydroxylase activity; iron ion binding. Bases 32 to 1375 code for a protein of 447 amino acids. Gene Ontology annotation, biological process: cholesterol catabolic process. NCBI's taxonomy places the organism in Eukaryota, Metazoa, Mollusca, Bivalvia, Pectinida, Pectinidae. The record is from RefSeq and is a predicted model, not a curated record.
CUGGAGUGGCCAUUUUCCUUCCAUUAAGAAAAUGAUAUCGAAAGGUGGAAUCCCAGGUGACUAUUAUCUCGAACUAUCUAAAACGUAUGGUGGAUUAUUCCGGAUAUGCAUGUGGAAUCAGACUUUUGUGGUAAUCACCGAACCUGAACUCAUCAAGGACGUCCUUGUGACAGGAAAUCAUCCAAAAUCAAAAGCAAUCUACUCCAAUUUAACACAAAUGUUUGGUGCCAGAUAUCUCGGGCAAGGACUUGAAAGUGAAAUUGACCAGAAAGAAUGGAUAAUUCAUCGCAUGCAUUUUAAUCACUGGUUUAAGCCUCAUCACUUACGGCAAUUCACCCCCGACUAUAAUGAGUUUGCAGACAGUCUUGUACAGACGCUGGAACAGCAUGCGGACGGGAAAACACAUGUACAUAUGGAGGAGUUGUUUUAUAAAGUUAUACUGCAUCUUCUGUCUAAGGUUGCAUAUAACUUUGACCUGGGAAAACUGGACGGCGAACCUCAUCCUUUUGCGAGCAAUUUGAGAGUUGCUUUAGCUGGCUUUUCAAAGCUAGUUGUCAACCCAUUUUUCAGUAUGAACCCCUUGUCUUGGAAAUACUGUCAACACGUUCGGAGUGCUGUAGCAAAGAUCAGGUCGUAUGCACAGGAUCAGUUAACUGAGAGAAGAAAAGCAAACCUAAGGGGAGACCACGUUCCGGAUGAUCUUCUUCAAUCUAUCUACCACCUGAAAGAAACCAAUCCACAAAUAACAGAGGAAGUUUUGUUGGACCAAAUCAUCACAUUCUACACAGGAGGAUCAGAAACUACAGCAAACACCCUUAGUUUUAUGGUAUCCUUAUUGUCUCGGAACCCGGAUUGUUACAAAAAACUUCAGAAGGAAAUCGAUGACAAUGUGGCUGCUGUGGCUGUCUUAACACCUGCUGAGCUUGACGACUUACCUUACCUGGAUAUGGUGAUGAAGGAAACACUUCGGAUUUAUCCGAUAGGUUUAGCCACUUACCGGAAAACUCAGCACGACACUAGCAUUGGGGGAAAUCCAAUACCUGAUGGAACUGAGUUACUGGUUAGUUUCUACGCUACAAGCAGAUCUGAGAAGAACUUUACAAAUGCUCUUCAAUUCAUACCGGAACGAUUUGGUCCCAACGCAAAUGAAAGAGUAGGCGUAUAUGCAUCCACCCCAUUUUCUGUGGGCCCUCACUCUUGCAUUGGAAAAAAGAUUGCAGAGAUAGAAACAAAGAUCAUCAUCGCUAAGAUCAUGCAACACUUCGACUUCGAGUUAGUGCCGGGUCAACCAAUGGGCGUUAUUGAUGGCGGGACUCUUCGUAUUGCGGGAGGUUGCAUGUGUUUGCUGCGACCAAGGAAUGAGAAAAACAAUUGAUUCAGAUAAAUCAAAACACAUUGUUAACAUCAUGCAUCGUGUUUUCAGUCCUGAUAUACAUCUAUAUGACUUUAUAACAUAUAUUAUGUUGCUUGUCCUUAUUCAUAUAUCUUGAAUUGUAAAUUAAUAAUAUCGUUUGAGUUAAAAAGGUAUAUAAUAAUAUCGUUUGAGUUAAAAAGGUAUAUUCAAAGACAUCAGUUUGAUCGUCGUAAUACAUUGGAAAUGUACAACCUUAACGAAAUGAUAGUUUUAACUGAAAACAAUCUGGAUAGAGAAUUCUGUUUAUAAUCAGUUUAUAUACUCUUAUCAGCACUUAACUUCAUCAAAUAGGACUACUCAUGAUUUUAAAAGGAUUGAAUGGAACAUUUCAUGUUUCAUCAUAAAGGAGGUUACUUGAGUGCCCUAUAUUUUUAUAAGAGGAAGUGAUUGAAUGUUAUGGUUAAGGAUAUGAUAGUCGUUUAUAAUAUUACUUUUAAGCCUCGUUCGGGAAUCUGGUGAGAUAAUGCCUCUCAUGUAGCAGGUGUGUUAUAUUUAAUCAGAUUGAUAGUACAAAAACUAUAGAAAUGUAAAGAAAAUAUGUAAUCAAUUAAAUGAUCAAACUGCGUUUGAUUUGUGAAUAAACCAAUGGAAAAUAC